Messenger RNA from Fusarium verticillioides 7600, 732 nucleotides. RefSeq lists its product as hypothetical. Gene Ontology annotation, molecular function: oxidoreductase activity. The coding region runs from base 1 to 732 and encodes 243 amino acids. The transcript has 2 exons. The record is from RefSeq and is a predicted model, not a curated record. Lineage: Eukaryota; Fungi; Ascomycota; Sordariomycetes; Hypocreales; Nectriaceae.
AUGUCUCUUAACGGAAAAGUAGUCCUGGUCACAGGUGGUUCCAAGGGAAUAGGGAAAGCUGUCGUGGAGCGUGUCGUAGCUGACGGUGCGAGUGUUGUCAUCAACUAUUCCAGCGACAGCAAACCCGCGGAAGAACUUGUCAGCAAGAUAGGUCCCGACAGGGCCCUUACUUUCAAGGCUGAUGUCUCGAACAUCGCUGAGAUCGAGAAGCUUGUGCAAGCGACAAUUGAGAAGUUUGGCAAGAUCGAUUGCGUGAUGGCAAAUGCUGCAUGCGCUCCCAUGAAUGAUCUCGAGAGUAACAGAGGAAAACUUCGACAAGGCCUUCAAUCUGAACGUGAAAGGACCUUACUUCCUUGUCCAGUUAAGCACAUGCCACGAGAUGGCCGAGUCAUCCUCGUGUCAAGCGGCGUUCUUCACCAAUCUCAGGUCGCACCUCGCUAUCUUCUUUACGCAUCCUCCAAAGGCUCCAUUGAACAGAUGACACGAAUUCUCGCCAAAGACCUUGGACCCAAGGGUAUCACUGUCAAUGCCAUCGCACCCGAUCCCACAGCCACAGAAAUGUUCUUCCAAGGCAAAUCGCAGGAACUCAUCGACACUAUCUCCGGCUUUAGCCCUCUUGGGCGCUUAGGAAAGCCAGAAGAAAUUGCUGGGCUGGCUGCCUUUCUUGCUGGUCCAACUAGUUCCUGGGUGUCUGGACAGGUGGUUGGAGCCAAUGGGGGUUCCUUUGUAUAG